Messenger RNA from Sclerotinia trifoliorum, 2830 nucleotides. NCBI's taxonomy places the organism in Eukaryota, Fungi, Ascomycota, Leotiomycetes, Helotiales, Sclerotiniaceae. The record is from the annotation of a GenBank genome assembly.
GAGAAAAAUGAUUCCAGUGAAGAAAACCUGCCUAAAACGAAGAUACAAAGUAUUUCAGUGACAUUAACUCAAAUCUAGGAAUUUUUCGUACAUGGAUUGCUGAAGGGACCAAUCGUUUCAUUUCAUGGACUUGGAAUGCAAAAUUGAGCCUCAAUACACCAUGUCUUUUACUGGCCGUAAGCGUGAGGUAGAGCCAAUCUUAUAGUGCUAUCGUUCCUCAACGAAUAGCUAUAUUUGGCAAAUGGUCAGCUGCAUAUGCUAGCAGAUUCGGCUGACAAAAAAGUAAUAUUCCUGCCAGAACCAAGGAACAAUAAAGCCUCGCCACUCCAGGUCUAAAAUCUUCAAUCAAGUGCUGAAAUUUGCCUUUGUAUUUCUUCUAGGACAAGAACUCUUAGAAAUUGCCAAGCCGAUCGAAAUGAGUAGGCGCAAACCAGUUGGCGGUUCAAUCGACUAUCAAGCACUCGAUAAUAUUACUUUCAAUCCGGAGCCGCUGUCAACACCUGCGGUUGGCAACAAGAAAAUACUUCUACCUUUAUCCUCUGAAAGGUCUUUGAGUGAUGGUGAUGAUGUCUCUUAUAGUCAAAGGAAAUCUGCGCAGAUUUCCCUGCCUCGAUCUGUUUCUUGGGGAAUCCAUUGGAAGAAGCCGUCCUUCAUUGGAUUCAUGUUUUUUUUUGGAUUUGCUCUUUCACUAGCUCAUCACUUUUAUUACAUGUCAUUGAGCGGCAAAAGAACCGGCGAUGAAACAAAACAAGCAUGGCCCACGCGUAUUGGCACCGGGCUUGCUUUUCUAGUCACAUCUUGCUUAAAAGCAACCACAACUGCUGCUCUCGGGCAAUAUAUUUGGAGGGUUGUCAAACGCCAACCAUUGACGAUGAGUACUGCUUUCCUCAAGUUUUUUGAAAUCUUUAGACUAAUAUUUGCACAACAGAAAAUUUGGACCGUUUGUUCGCAUUGUCAACGGAUCCCAUAGCUUUGUUCAGUAUCGAACUUUUAAAAGGCGCAAAACUUGCUAUUCUGUUAGGCGCCAUUACCUGGUAUGUACUAGUAACCAAUAAUCGGACGCUUAAGUAGGAACAUACUCAUGAAUAUAUAGGCUUUUAGGGCUUGCAAGCGUUGCUCCUGCAGCAACUUUGACAGUUGUUGCAAGGAACAUCACAGAAGAAGUGCGUUUGCCAGUUCUUGAUUUCACCAAAGCCAUAUGGAACAAUUCUAUGGAUGGCGAGUGGGACGCAGUUUUGGUCACAAAUACCAUCGCUAUAAAUACAGCCUCGAACAACGAUGUGUUGGAGUUAUCGCGGCAAGUCGCAGGAUCGGAAUGGUCAUAUAGUUUGCAAUUUUAUGGCCCUUCCAUAAAGUGCAACGAACCAAACAGCACACAGCAAGCCGUAUUCAACAACAUUACCAAGUAUUAUGAACAACAGAAUAUCUUUACUUACACUGACCAAAACGACAAUCGGACAAACAUAACGUUUGAUGUGGGCUCCAGAAAAAUAAUUUACGCAUCAUGGAGCAUUUGGUAUGCAUCAGGUACACCAAAUAACGUAGAUAGUCCACGGCCACUGGCAGAGCAAGUUUCUCCCUAUCCUCAAUUAUGGAUACAAACUUCAACUUCGGAACUGGUUUGCUCUGCGGUUAACGCAUCAUUUAACAUUGCCGUCUCAUAUGUGGAUGGAGUCCAGCAUGUUACUCAGCAAGAUAUUAAGAUAAUUGGAGAUUAUGACCUCUCGUAUGUGAGUGUCGGUAGUAUAGAAAGCGGUACUACUUCCACAGAUUCAAAUGGAGUUACAACUAUGAGCGCGGGCGGUGCGAUGGAAGAAGCAUUGUGGAAUGAAUAUAUUCCACACAUGUACGCCCUGGGAGCUAUUCUUGGCGGAAAUAUUACAUUGCAAGACAUUACUCUUACCAACGAUCAAAAUGUUCGAGAAUAUAGCCGAUAUGGGGCAACAAAUGUUCUUGGAACGGGAUUAAUGGCUUGCGAGGAAAUUGCAAAUACCCCAUUCAAGAAUGAGAGUUCAUAUCUUAUCCACGAUCCUUCUGCAACUUUCAGUAACACCUUCACCUCCACUAAUCAACCCUGGUUAUGUCGAAAUAGAACCUUGGCCCGUGGCAUUGAAGAUCUAGCAAACAACAUCACCAUCAGUUAUCUCAGUUCACCGGAUUUGACGAGGAACGGCGAUCCGCAAACCAUCGUCACCUCCAACACGAACAAUUACUAUGUAUACCACCCGCUCUGGCUUCUUAUAUCGUACGGUCUAGCCCUCUUGUUUUCUUUUAUAGCUGUGGUCGUCGGCGUCUUUGCCAUGCAUUCAAAUGGAGUGGUACAUUCCAAUUCCUUUUCGGCCAUCGUCGCUACUACUCGAAACCCGGAAUUGGACGAAUGUCUCGGAAGGUCAUCGCUGGGUGCGGAGCCAUUGCAAACGGAUUCUGAGGACCGUAAGUUGAAGUUCGGUCCUAUCUUAGAUCCGACCAAAACGGGCGAUUUGAAGGAUAUCAGUAGAGAUUCUGAAGGUCAAAGGGGGGCGGAUGAGAAAAUACCUCAUGUUGCAUUUGGGUUGGUACAGAGUGUUGGACAAUUGAGGAAAAGAGAGAUGUACAUUUGAGAGUAAGGUGCUGUCAGCCUGUUCAUAUUUCUGAUACGAUUACAAGCACAUACAAAGUCAUGUUGUCUCUGCUUUUUACUCAUUUUGCAAUAUCUAGCUGUAUGGCUAUAUGAUAAGAUGAGAUUUUACGAAGUAUUGUCUACAAUCGAUCUAGACUAGUAGAGAAAUUGCAAAUGUAUUAGAUAUACAAUAUCACAGUCUUACUCCCUAAGCUUUAGGAUACAUAGAAA